Andrographis paniculata is the source of this 2695-nucleotide messenger RNA. RefSeq names its product CDP-diacylglycerol--serine O-phosphatidyltransferase 1-like. Gene Ontology annotation, molecular function: L-serine-phosphatidylethanolamine phosphatidyltransferase activity. The record is from RefSeq and is a predicted model, not a curated record. The transcript is spliced from 15 exons. Gene Ontology annotation, biological process: phosphatidylserine biosynthetic process. Bases 256 to 1536 code for a protein of 426 amino acids. NCBI's taxonomy places the organism in Eukaryota, Viridiplantae, Streptophyta, Magnoliopsida, Lamiales, Acanthaceae.
UAAAGUUUUCCUUUUAGCUUUUCUGUUCCUGCUUCCUCUGUUUUAUUGGGAUUGCGAUUUGCUGUUUAAUUUAUUAUUAAAAUUAUUAUUUUUUUCAAAUGAUAAGUUCUAAACAUUACGAAAUUCAAUCGGAGUUUUUUCGGACUUGCAAUCGAAUCUGCGGUGAAUCUGAAGUGCUGGUGGUGUUUUUCGUCGCUUUCCUUGUUUGCAUGCAAUGAAUGAAUCAAGAGCUCCGACUACUAGAUAUUUUGGUCUAUGGAGGAGAAUGGUCAUAGAAGAGCUAGACAGAGGGACCAGGUCAUUUUUCAAAACGGCCAUGUAAGUACAUCGACUAUGGACGAUGAGCUUGAUCCAUGGACUGCCUGGGCAUACAAGCCGCGCACCAUUACUUUAUUAUUGAUUGGUGCUUGCUUUCUUGUAUGGGCAAGUGGAGCUCUUGAUCCAGAACGCAGUCCAGAAAGUGAUGUUACCUCUGUGAAAAGGGGUGUAUGGGCAAUGAUUGCCGUAUUUCUUGCUUAUAGUCUGUUACAAGCUCCUUCUACACUUCUUAUCCGGCCACAUCCGGCAAUAUGGCGCCUGGUCCAUGGAAUGGCUGUUAUUUACCUUGUUGCAUUAACAUUUUUGCUUUUCCAGAAAAGGGAUGAUGCUCGACAGUUUAUGAAACUUCUACAUCCUGAUCUUGGUAUUGAACUUCCAGAAAGAUCAUAUGGCUCUGAUUGUAGAAUUUACAUUGAAGAAAAUCCAACAAGCAGGUUUAAGAAUGUUUAUGAUACCCUUUUUGAUGAGUUUGUUCUGGCUCACAUACUGGGAUGGUGGGGUAAGGCAAUAAUGAUCCGAAACCAGCCUCUUCUGUGGGUACUUUCAAUUGGAUUUGAGUUAAUGGAGCUCACCUUCCGCCACAUGUUGCCUAAUUUCAAUGAAUGCUGGUGGGACAGCAUUAUUCUCGAUAUAUUAAUCUGCAAUUGGUUUGGAAUUUGGGCUGGAAUGCGUACUGUUCGGUAUUUUGAUGGCAAAACUUAUGAGUGGGUUGGCAUAAGCAGGCAGCCAAAUAUCAUGGGCAAAGUUAAACGAACACUGGGACAAUUUACGCCUGCUAGAUGGGAUAAAGAUGAAUGGCACCCUUUUCUUGGUCCAUUUCGAUUUGUUCAAGUUCUCAGCCUGUGCAUUAUUUUACUGACAGUAGAGCUAAAUACAUUUUUUCUGAAGUUCUGCCUCUGGAUUCCUCCUCGAAACCCCCUGAUUACUUACAGGCUGGUUCUGUGGUGGCUAAUUGCAAUACCAACUAUCCGCGAGUACAAUUCUUACCUACAAGACAGAAAACCCAUGAAAAAGGUGGGAUCUUUUUGCUGGCUCUCGCUUGCUAUCUGCAUUGUGGAACUCCUUAUUUGUGUCAAGUUUGGACACGGAUUGUUUCCUAAUCCCAUGCCCAAAUGGCUGGUUAUAUUCUGGAGUGGUGUUGGGGUUGGACUUGUGACAUUCUUGGGUGCAUGGUCGUCAUGGCAACUCCACAGGUCAAUUAGAAGAAAGCAGGAAUAAGUCGAAGAAUUAUAUUUAUUUUUCCAUUGUCAUUAGAAAUAUUAAGCUUUUGUUCAUUUUCUUGGUAAUUAUCACUUGUUGUAAAUAGUAAACACUCUUUGUUUUGCAGUUUAGAUAACCUCUGUCUUACAUGGGAAACGAUUAUGUGCUUUUUUAGAUCCUAAAAUGCAGUAAAGAUCAGUUUAUAUAGCUAGAAUAACCAUUUUUGCUUAUACAGAUGGAGACUAUGUAUUUAUCAUUCUUUUUUGUGCUUUAUAGUGUAUGUAAUGACAUAGCUAUGAUAUAUAUUCAGUGAGGAUAUUUUACAAUAAUCGUACGCUUGCAUCGAACACUGCACUAAUAUCUUUUCUGCAAGUCCUGUAAUAUAUUGUAUGUAUAAUUAUAUAUAUAUAUGCACACACAUUGCUCAUACACCCUUCACAUUUAUUUGUGUACAUAUACAGUCUGCUUUUCCCACUUCUUCAGUUGUUUUUGCAGCCUAAUAAAUCUGUUCCUUAGCGCCGACUCAGGACCUUGAAGCAUGGAAAAGUUAGUUGCUGACUUCGCCAUUUUACGGGGGAACUGAAAAUGGUUGGUAAAUGUGCUUUCUCUUCCAUGUUGUCUUUCCCCUCACCAUUUCUUCAUUUUUUGUUUCCCCUUUUAACUGAAGAAGGUGAAUGUAGCUGCGAGGUAACUGAUUUACUAAUCCCAGAAGCCCAUUUCCCUCGAGAAUUCCUGUAUGCGAUAAUGAGCUGUGUCCGUUCACAUUAGUGCUGUUACAUUGCUGAAUUCCAGGUUUUAUCAGGCCACUUUCUUGAGGCUCGCUUAGCGACUGCACCACGUCCGAGCUCCCGCAUUCUCUCCGGUACUCUAGUAUUAUUUCCGACAGCUGAUGACUCUCCAAGAACUCGUCAGGAAUGGUCUGAAAACGGUUCAUUCGGAAACUGUCAAGGGCUGUCUUCUUCUAUUGCCUGUUUUGCAAUGAACCAUGGCGAUAUCUCGGCCCUCACUUCAUCCGGCAUUUUGGAAAGACGCCGUGUCUGCCUGUUCAUCAUCACCCAGGCAAGUCGUACAUAUACACACAAGAGAAAGAGAGAGAAUGGAAGAGGGAGGUACCGUAUGCGGAGACUACUUCCUUUAAUAGCAUGAGAGUGGUAUCAACAACUUGCUUGGAAUUUUU